GUACUGCUGAUUAUAAACAUCCGCUCGUACUUAGCAUGGAUAUUCGCAUCAGAUAUUUCGACAUUUCUUUCGGGGAAACCGAGUAUAAAACUAACGUUGCUUCUUCAGUUAGCACAGUAGAAAUAGCGAGUCUGUUCAACGAGUAAAUUACCUUAACAGCUAUGAAACAUUUUUUGUAUAUCGUGGCAAUAGCCAUGUGUGACGCUGCGAGAAUACCACGUCAAUUAGAGUACGAACAUUUUCCGAAUUUUCGAGCGAUUUAUCACGGGCAUGGUGCAACCAGCUAUCAAAACGUACACGUCGAUAAUUACGGAGAUGUGUCACUUUCAUCGGAUUACGCGGACGGAGUGAGUGAUUUGGGUUUGACAGAGCAUCAUGAUACGGAUAUCGUCCCAAUUUUAGAACAUGCGAAUGAAUUGGGACACGUUGGUGAAUCAAAUGCGGAAGUUGCAAUUUUCGAUGGAAUCUUAUCACCGGCCUAUCACAGUUUAGAAACGGCAGAUCAUUCAUAUUACGACGAACACUAUGACAGUCAUUAUGACGAUCAUAUUGGAGGACAUUACGAAUAAAAACUUGUUAGUUGUUUCAUAGAUAUUGUUGAUAACUAUUGAUGACAAUAAACGAUUUAUGAUAUUUGACUAUUAA
Messenger RNA from Vespula vulgaris, 645 nucleotides. RefSeq lists its product as uncharacterized. The record is from RefSeq and is a predicted model, not a curated record. Lineage: Eukaryota; Metazoa; Arthropoda; Insecta; Hymenoptera; Vespidae. The transcript is spliced from 3 exons. Bases 162 to 569 code for a protein of 135 amino acids.